GGUGUUAAAGGCCCAUGUGAUAAUGGGCCAAGUUGGGUGGAAAAAUAGUCCACAUAUUGGUGGCCCAUUGUUUGAAAUUCCCAUCACCCUCCUCCACACAAAAUAAAAUGAAAAGGAUAAAGAUAGAUAGGUCCCAAAGACAAUUGAUAUACUCUUCUCACUUCUUAGCAAGGAAACUCAAUUCGCCAAGUGGAAAAGAAAGAAAGAAAAACUGAUGAUUUCUCUACAACCUCAUAGAUCAUGUCUUCAAACAACAUUUCUAUUCAAGAAUUCCAACACUACUAUACAACAUAGACAAACACAAACAAGCCGAAUAGCAGAAAGAAAGAGUAAAGUACAUAGAAGAGAGGUCAAAUGCAGUAGUGGGGGAGAAAAGAAGAGUGAGAGGCGAACAUUUUUGACACUGGAAGAAGCUGGUUUGGUUGAGUUGUCUGGGUUGAGCACUCAUGAACGCUUUCUAUGCCGUUUAACGAUAUCUUCUCUGAAUUUACUCAAAGUGAUAUCAGAACAAGAAGGGUGUCCAAUAGAGGAGCUCAAUGCUGGCAAGGUAUGUGAUUGGUUCCUUAAAGACAAACUCAAAAGGGAACAGAACAUUGAUUCUGCUGUUCUUCAAUGGGAUGAUUCCGACUUCCAAUUUUAAUUAUUUUACUUUUUCCUUCUUAAGUCUUCUGUGUUUUUUUCUAACUUUUGUGCAAAAUGUGGCUCCAAAAAUGAUACUCCUUUCAUUUAAUACACAUUAUUUUAAAAACAUAAUCAAAAGUUGCAGUCUUUAACAAA
Molecule: messenger RNA, 777 nt
Organism: Cicer arietinum (chickpea)
Lineage: Eukaryota; Viridiplantae; Streptophyta; Magnoliopsida; Fabales; Fabaceae
Source: RefSeq, a predicted model, not a curated record